AUGGCGCAGGCUGAGAUGGUGGUGCGCACCAUCCUGCGCAAUGUGCUCGACAUCUGUGAGGCGAAAAACGUCUCCAUCGUGCAGUCGCUGGAACGAAGCACUGCUCAGGCCCUGAUCGGCAACCUCCUGGUGACCAUUUGCCUGCAACGUUGCGUCUUCUGGCUCAGAUCAUACAUGGCCUGCCCGUCUUCCUUUAACAUCGAAUUCUCUCUCUCCCCCUCGCUCUCUCCCUCUCUCUCGUGGCAGAUCAAAGCCGUCAUUCUCGAUCCCAACAGUGGCUUCAGCCCCGACCAGACGCUCGCGCCCCAGCAUAUCACCGCUCUCACCGAGCAAGUGGCAGACAUGCUGCUCACCAACAACGUGGGUGUGCAAGCUGUUGUCCUUCAAGUCAUUUUCGGUGCCAAUUUCAAGACCAUCGAGCAAGUGAGCCGUGCGGUAGCGCAAGAAGCCAACGAAUUGGUGGCAGACAUUGAGCGCGAUGUGCUCAAUGCGCGGAUCGGCACCCGUGAUGACCUGGAAGCCCUAUACCGCAAUAUUGUCAGCUAUGUUCUUCUGCGCUCACAGCUCGGCUCGCCCACUGACCUCACGGUCGUAAAAGAAACAACAGCGGCGCUUGAAUCGGUGUUACCUCCUGAGGACCUGGGUACUUUUGUCAAGAUGACUCGCACCGAUAAAAAGACGCAACUCUUGGACUUGACCAUCAUCUGCAUGGGCAUUCGCCUUUUCAGUCGCUACCUGAACAAGGGCGGCCGUAACAUCCCCGAUGUCCCAGCCGAACUGCAGCGACAAUUUGGAAAGUUUGCAACCGAGGCGCGUGCCAUCUACCAGCAGUGCGGCAAUCUCGCCACCAGAAUGGCCGAUUACCUGCACAACAAGGCGGCGGCGGAUAACGAGGGCACCGCCGAGAGCGCAAAAAUGUACACCAUUCUGGCACGCCAAGUCAUGGGCCAUCUCGAAGCCUGCUCGCUUCUCGAGGAUAUCCAAAGCUUAUGUCAAAUUAUGGACGAGCUGCCCGCAGCUCUGCAAGAAACCUUUGAAGACGUACCGUUUGUGCACGAGAUUGAUGCUCGCUUACAGUGGACUUUCAACCGAGCCAUCGUUACGGCCUUGAGCCACGCGGGGUUGCCUGCUCCUGAUGAUAUCAAGGCCGCCGCUCCGGAGCGUCAGCAGGAGCAUGUGCGUCUAUCCGAGCUUCGCCAAGCCAAGGAUCAUGUUGAGCUGCUGAUGGAGUCGUCUACACACGACUUUGAUCAUCUGCCCUUGCAAUUGGCUGGCUACUGUCCAGUGACCCUGGUGGAGAAGGGAGCUCUCAUUCCCGGACAACGCUAUCUUGGACUCAUCCGCCGAGGCAACCUCCUCUAUAAUUUUGCUUCACGAGAAGCCCUGAUUGCUUUUGUCCGCGACCCUGAAGCGGUUUUAACUGGAGUCAUGAAUGCGGCCCGUACCACGCUGGCACUGCUUGAAGUGCUGCGUCUGCAUCAUCGCCUUACGAGCAUGACCUCAGUCCAGCAAGCCCAAGCUGGGAUGCAAGCUUCCCUGGCCGUCAAGAAGGACAGCAGCUGCCAGACGGAGCUGCACCCGAUUGAGAGUCACAUUGACAAGAACUACGAGUGGAAUGAAUGGGAGCUGCGUCGCAAGGCGCUGAAACUGGCUGACCUGCGCCGCAAGCAAACCCAUUCCACGCAAACCCAUCUCUCGCACUUUCGUCGCGAGAACAGCACGCAGGUGUACUUGCCCAAAACAAAGAGCAUUCAAACCCGCAAGGAUGGCUACACCAACACGAGCAAGCCAGUGACGUAUGUCCGAGGUCUGCGUGGACCGCGGGGACCACGUGCCGAGCCGCCCGAAGUCGUGGAUCUGACCCUACGUGUCGGUGGGUUUGCAAUGGAACCCAUCAGCAAGUAA
Molecule: messenger RNA, 1905 nt
Organism: Monosiga brevicollis MX1
Lineage: Eukaryota; Choanoflagellata; Craspedida; Salpingoecidae
Exons: 14
Coding region: 1-1905 (634 amino acids)
Biological process (GO): regulation of cilium beat frequency
Cellular component (GO): axoneme; ciliary basal body
Source: RefSeq, a predicted model, not a curated record